This is a messenger RNA of Sinocyclocheilus rhinocerous, 1376 nucleotides long. Its product is annotated as PR domain zinc finger protein 8-like. Lineage: Eukaryota; Metazoa; Chordata; Actinopteri; Cypriniformes; Cyprinidae. The record is from RefSeq and is a predicted model, not a curated record. Gene Ontology annotation, biological process: oligodendrocyte development; regulation of DNA-templated transcription. Gene Ontology annotation, cellular component: nucleus. The coding region runs from base 6 to 1376 and encodes 456 amino acids. The transcript is spliced from 4 exons. Gene Ontology annotation, molecular function: protein binding.
UUUAUAUGCUUGAGAUUAAAAUGGGUCCAGAGGAAAGCGCACGUUUUGUGAGCAGCAUCAGCACCUCUCGAGCCGUGCCUGCAGGAGCUGUGCUCGGUGCAUGUGCUCUGACACACACCUCCCUCUGUGACAGCAUCGCGCUCCUCGCCUGCAAGUGCGCGGACAGACGAGAGACCGCCUAUGUGCUGCAGAUGGACCCAUCAGUGUCCAGCAAAUAUCUGCAGAUGAUUCAGUCAGCCAGGAAUGCAGAGGAGCAAAAUCUAGAGGCAUAUAUGAAGAACGGACAUCUGGUUUUCAGAGCCAUAAAGGAUAUUCCUGAAAACACAGAGCUUUUAGUUUGGUAUGGGAGAGAUCUAGCCAAACUGCUUGGCCUCAGCACAGAGCAAAAGAACACAAAAGGUUUAAUUUGCUCUGAAUGCAAACUGAGUUUUCUCUUUGAAUUCCCUCUGUUGGCACACAAGAGAUUUUUCUGCAUAAAGAAACCUACAAGUUUCUUGAAGAAAAUCACCAUCCCAGAAAUUCAUAGUAGCAAACCUGCCACAAACUUCCACAAUUCAGCACGAGAGCUGGAGAACUGCAGGAAAAACCGUCCCACAGAUACAAAGAGCCCUAAAAGAAGUUGUUCUCUUGAAUCAGACACAGAUGAGAGUGAUGGCGAACCGUCAUCUUUUGACACCCAUGGAGACGAAAAGGUAUUAGUGAAAAGGCUUUGUGUUAAUGGAGUGAAUAGAUGUUCCUGGGCGUCCUCCAGUGAAAAGUCUUUCAGCGAGGGCCAAAAUUCUCCAUGCAGCCAACCACAAUACCAUGACAACUGCACAACAGACCCAGACAACCAGGAUGUGAAAUCUAGUACAAUAGUGACAAAGUCUGCGUUCACCACUAGAGUGUCAAACGAUAUUCAAGGUGACAAGAACAAGAAAAGCGCGUUCACGCGACCUCCUCCUCAUAUCCCGCUGAUGUCAACCAGUCUUACCAACAACCUCAUCACUAACCGGACAUCUAUCCUCCCACUCAACUUCCACAGCUCUGCUUUCCUAAACACAGAUCUUCCAAAACAUUUGGCUCUUCUUUCCAAAGAUGCAAACCUUUGGCCCAAGACCUCCCAUCUGCUGCAUCCACACACUAAUCGUCUGCAGUCGCUACUGACCCCCUCUCUGUCUUCUCUUGGUCUACCUUUCCAGAACUGGUGCGCUAAAUGUAACAUUUCUUUCCAUUUGACAUCGGGCCUGGUGCAACACAUGAGGUCCCACCACAAGAGAGCGCUGUCAGAUGAGAGACAGUCGAGGCACAGGGACCAGAGGCUGAAGUGUCAGAUAUGUAAGGAAACAUUCAGAGAGCGUCAUCACCUGUCACGUCACAUGACCUCUCAUACAUAA